AUGGGGUUCUAUGGUCUUCCUGAAAGGGCGAGACGUGGGGAUUCGUGGGAACUUUUAAACAUGAUUUCUAAUGCAUUCUUGUUGCCGUGGGUGGUAAUUGGGGACUUUAAUGACAUUUUAUCUAAGGAUGAGCUUAGCGAUCUAAAUGACAGGGAGAAUUGGAUGCUGAGAGGAUUUAGAGAAGCUGUUGAUUAUUGUGGCUUAGUUGAUAUCAGAUUUAUUGGUCCAAAAUUCACUUGGACUGGUAUCCGUAAUGGUGUAGUCGUAAUUGAAGAAAGGCUUGAUCGAGGUUUUGCAAAUCCUGUUUGCCUUAAUAUCUUUUCGAAAGCUUUGGUUCGUAAUAUUGUCUCCUCAACAUCUGAUCACCUACCAAUUCUUUUGCAGCUCGAUGACAUAAUGAUAAAGGAGUGUCGUAGAACAAAGAAAAGAUUUAGAUUUGAGGAUUUUUUUCUGCGUGAAGAUGAAUGGGAAAUAGUUGUAGCUGAUGGCUGGAAAGGGGAGGUUUCAAAUGGAGUGCUUAUACGUAUCAGGAAAGUUUCUACUCAUUUACAACGUUGGAAUGAUUCAAUAUUUGGUGAUUUAAGAAGAAUACUUGAAGAGGAGCAGCUUAAGCUAGAGAAAUUACGCAAUAUCCCUAAGGAACAACGUGAUCUCAAUGAGUAUCGAGAUUAA
Molecule: messenger RNA, 672 nt
Organism: Amaranthus tricolor (Joseph's coat)
Lineage: Eukaryota; Viridiplantae; Streptophyta; Magnoliopsida; Caryophyllales; Amaranthaceae
Exons: 1
Coding region: 1-672 (223 amino acids)
Molecular function (GO): catalytic activity
Source: RefSeq, a predicted model, not a curated record